GCUAGCUGAUCAAAAUCAGCAUAGUAGUCAAGAAAACUUGAUUAGAAAAUCAGCAAAUUCUUCAAUUUAUUUUAGCUUUGAUAUUCGAUAGUUAUAUAGUUUUUGUAGGUACGCUAAGAUUUCGGGGUAAAUUAAUUAAAAGCAAACAAACAAACCCAGGCUGGGUCGCUCACCUCCCUCACCAUCAUGGCGAGCCUUCUAGGGUUUCAGACUCAGAUCGCUUCAGUUAUGGAGGUGUUCGCUAACGCCGCAGUGGCCGAGAUCUGUAAACUUGUUGAAGUUAGUUACAAUGAAUUACAAACAGAAAUACUGAAAAGUCAGAAGGAGAAUAAUAUACUAAAACGAAGGUUGAAACUGAUCGAAGUCCGGGAGUCGUUUUAUAAAAGAGCCCACAAGCUGAAAGGAACACACAGAUCGGACGGACUGAAGGACGGAUGUAAAGGGUCGGGGCGAAUGGUUCAUGUAAAGAUCAGUUCAUCUAGCAGUGAGCGUUCCACUGAAGAUAUGGAGUCUUCCAAAGUGCAGAAGCAGUGUUUGAUUGAGAAUAUUGAAGACGGAGAGCCUGAUGUUCUCAUUAUUAAGGAAGAGAUGAUGGACAACAUGAGGAGCAAAGAAUUGGACCUAGAACUGAGCCUGGGAGUGGAACAGGAGAGACAUUACACAGGUACUGAGAAUAGAAACAAGUCCCUGGAGCAGAACAAUCAGCUCUGUCAACAAGAGUGUGAUGAUGAAGAAACACAUGACUUUCUCAAGGAAGAAGACAUGGAGGAUUGUGUUGCAGAAGAGGGCAAAAACUCAGAGAAAUUCAACGAGAAUCAUCCUGAGGAGGGAGGUUCUGCUGUAGAAGCCGAAGCUGACCUUCAUUCUGCGACCUCAUGGGACAGCAGCAGAUAUGAGACAGCUACCCACAGCCUCUCCUACUCUGGGCCAGACUGCAACACGGGGACCUCCCUCAACGAGUACUUUACGCAUGGUGACACUGAAGAUGCUGCAUGUCCCUUUGGGACCCAGAUAAGCAAUUCCUCUCUUUCUGAUGUGGAUGGAACUUUUGUACACAGUGAUGAACUAACUGGGGCUGAGAAAAUGGCUUCUCAUUCUGAGGUAACUCCGUUCACGCCGGUAUUUGCAUCACAGAUGAAGGAGAGAUUUGUAUGCAAGUACUGUGGAAAACCCUUCCCUCACCCCAGUGCUCUCAUUUUGCACCAGAGGGUGCACACUGGGGAGAAGCCCUAUUGCUGUACUCUCUGUGGUAAGAGAUUCAGCCAGUCAUCCAGUCUUAAGAAACACCACAGCAUUCACCGGGGUGAGAAACCCUUUAGGUGCCUGCAUUGUGGCAAACAGUUUUCAGAUCAGAGCAACCUAAAGAAGCAUGUGAACGUUCACACUGGUGAAAAACCAUAUGCCUGCACUCAGUGCGGAAAGACCUUCAAUCAGUCAUCCAACCUCAAAACACACAUGAAAAUUCAUACACGUGUACAACCUUUUGGUUGUGAACGUUGUGGACAGAUAUUUGCAUACAAGAACAGCUUGUUGAAACACCAACAGAGGAACUGCCUGAGUAGUCAAACUCUAGUUGGACAGUUCUCUAUUCCAGAUCAUUAAUUGAGCAGAGGCAUGUUCAAGGAGACUUAGAUGUUUGAAAUCAUGUGGCAGCCUACCUUAUUUAAGUAUAUAUUAAGUACAUAAAUACUUAUGUACAUUUUUGACAGUUUAUAAAAUUCCUAGUAGGUGAAAUGGUGAUCUAAUAGAUAAGGAGUUAAAUGCAAGGUCUGUGCAUAUGUUCUGCUGGUACAGUCAGUAUAAGAAAGUACCGUGGAUGUAUCAGUAGUCUGUUUUAUAACACAUUCAUUCAGACAGUAGAAUUUAGGAGCCUUGGACAAAAAGCUACCUAAAUUUAAAAGGCUUUUUUUAAAGAAAAAACUGUAUCAAGUUGAAAAUUGUUAGAAGUUUUGUUGUUUAAACCCAGUGUGUCAAACACUUUUAAAGACUGAGACUAAUUUAAUUUUGAUAGUCAGUCUGUUUUUCUCUGCAUUAUCAGAUAAUGUACUUAAGUUUCAUACUCAUUUUUCUUCAAUAAAUGUUCUUAAACAUUCUUUAGUUUUCUUACCAAUAAACGAAAAAUGAAA
This is a messenger RNA of Electrophorus electricus (electric eel), 2126 nucleotides long. RefSeq lists its product as uncharacterized. The record is from RefSeq and is a predicted model, not a curated record. Gene Ontology annotation, cellular component: nucleus. Gene Ontology annotation, molecular function: RNA polymerase II transcription regulatory region sequence-specific DNA binding; DNA-binding transcription factor activity, RNA polymerase II-specific. Gene Ontology annotation, biological process: regulation of transcription by RNA polymerase II; embryo development. Lineage: Eukaryota; Metazoa; Chordata; Actinopteri; Gymnotiformes; Gymnotidae.